Messenger RNA from Rhagoletis zephyria (snowberry fruit fly), 336 nucleotides. RefSeq names its product small heat shock protein hspG3-like. Lineage: Eukaryota; Metazoa; Arthropoda; Insecta; Diptera; Tephritidae. The record is from RefSeq and is a predicted model, not a curated record.
AUGUCCACUGCCCCGUCUUCAAUCACAUCCUCCGAAUUUGUUGCUGAGGAUGAAGAUCAGCAGCAGUCUUCAGUGACUACAAGCGAAAAUUGUCAUCCUCAUCAUUAUCAGCAGCAGCAACAUCAGCCAAAUCGUCGAAAAAACGCCAAUAUGUCUAGUGAUCAGCAACAACAGCAGUUGAUGUUCCAGCAACAACAGCUGUCUAAGCAAAACUCUAUCAGUAAUGGAAAUGGAAAUGGUGAAGAAGAGGUGGAGUCCAAGGAAAAGGUCAGCAACCAAAGAGGAAAAAGAUCAUCAAAAGAAGCGUUUCACAAAAAUGGUUUAAGCGAAGUACAG